ACCGGGGACCGCGCACAGCCUGGAAGGCAGGCUGGGACAUGUCUGGCCCCCGAGGACGGCCAGUGGGCGAUGGCUGCGGUGGCGGAGGGGCUGGAGCCCGAGGCAGCUGCUACAGAAGAUGCCGCACAAGAUGCUGUAGAUACUGUGGAUGCUGUGGACGCAGAACCCGGGGACCCCCCUCUCCUGGUUGGGAGCCGGCUGAGCCUGGACCUGUACCCUGGGGGCUGCCAGCGGCUGCUACACCUGUGUGCCCGGCAGUCCCCGCAGCUGCUGGAGGUGCAGUUCAUGCAACUGAGCAGCCACGAGGACCCUCGGCUGCUAGAGACCACCCUGGCCCAGGUGCCGUGCAGCUUGCGGCAUCUUCGCUCCCUGGUCCUCAGAGGUGGGCAACAGCGGGAUGUGCUGGGUGCCUGCCUCCGGGGCUCCCUGACCACACUGCCUGCUGGCCUGAGUGGCCUGACCCACUUGGCCCACCUAGACCUGAGCUUCAACAGCCUGGAGACGCUGCCGGGCUGCAUCCCCCAGAUGCAUGGUCUGAGCACCCUCCUGCUCUCCCACAACCACCUCUCAGAGCUUCCUGAGGCUCUGGGCGCCCUUCCCGCCCUCACCUUCCUCUAUGUGACCCACAACUGCCUGCGAACGCUGCCCAAAGCGCUGGGAGCCCUGUCCACCCUUCAGUGCCUCGAUCUCUCACAGAACCUUCUGGACACUCUGCCCCCUGAGAUUGGAGGCCUGAGCAGCCUCACCGAGCUCAACCUGGCCUCCAACCGGCUGCAGAGCCUCCCAGCCUCCCUUGCGGGGCUGCGGUCCUUGCGGCUGCUUGUUUUGCACAGCAACCUCCUGACCUCGGUGCCCACCAGCCUGGCCCACCUCCCGCUGCUCACCCGACUAGAUCUGAGGGACAACCAGCUCCGGGACGUGCCCCCUGAGCUACUGGACGCCCCCUUUGUGCGCCUUCGGGGGAACCCCCUGGGCGAGGCCCCGCCUGCCCUCCCCAGUCCCCCAGGGACACCGACGAUCCCAGAAAUGCCCAGACUGUUCCUGAACUCAGAUUUGGACAGCUUCCUCGUGACCCCCCAAGGCUGCUCGGUGACCUUGGCCUGUGGCGUCCGCCUGCAGUUCCCUGCUGGGGCCACUGCCACCCCUGUCAGCAUCCGCUAUCGACUACGGCUGCCGGAGCCGCGACUCGUCCCCUUGGGUCCCCACGACUCUCUGCUCAGCCACGUCCUGGAGCUGCAGCCCCACGGGGUGGCCUUCCAGCAGGAGGUGGGCCUGUGGCUGCUCUUUGUGCCCCCGCGGGCCCGGCGUUGCCGUGAGGUGGUGGUCAGGACCCUGAAUGAUGACAGCUGGAGUGACCUGGAGACUCAUCUGGAAGAAGAGACACCCAAGCGGCUCUGGGCCCACUGCCAGGUGCCCCACUUCUCAUGGUUCCUCGUGGUUUCGCGUCCUGUGUCCAAUGCCUGCCUGGUGCCACCAGAGGGGACGUUGCUGUACUCCUCGGGACAUCCUGGGGUCAAGGUCACAUUCCCCCCUGGGGCCACUGACGAGCCUCGGCAGGUCUAUAUGCAGGUGGUGCGCGUGGCCAGCGGGGAGCUUCGGGCCCUGCUGGAGGAGCCCGGGGCGGCGGCCAGCCCCCUGCUCUGCCUCUCCCAGAGCGGCCCCCCCAGCUUCCUCCAGCCGGUCACAGUGCAGCUGCCUCUGCCCCCCGGCGUCACAGGCCUCAGUCUGGAUCGCUCGUGCCUUCACCUGCUGUACCGGACCCCUCCCGAAGCCACGUGGGAUGACAUCACCACUCAGGUGGCCCUGGAGCUCACCCACCUGUAUGCUCGCUUCCGGGUCACGCACUUCUCCUGGUACUGGCUCUGGUACACCGCCAAGACCCGCGUGGAGGGCCUGGCUCGCAAGGCCUGGGAGCGGCUGCGGCUACACCGCGUGAGCCUCAUCGCGCUGCAGCGACGCCGCGACCCCGAGCAGGUGCUGCUGCAGUGUCUGCCCCUCAGCAAGGUGGAUGCCACCCUGCGGCGGCUGCUGGAGCGGUACCGAGGCCCCGAGCCCUCUGACACGGUGGAGAUGUUCGAGGGCGAAAAAUUCUUCGCUGCCUUCGAGAAGGGUAUUGACGUGGAUGCUGGUAUGCCCCCCCCUCCUUGGGGGCGGUGGGUGGACGCUGGGGUCUGUUCCCCAGGCUCCCCGCUGAACCCAUCCCCGCCCCCAGACCGCCCAGACUGCGUGCAGGGCAGGGUCUGUUUUGUCUUUUACUCGCACCUGAAGAACGUGAAGGAGGUGUAUGUGACCACAACCCUGGACCGACAGGCUCAGGCUGUGAGGGGCCAGGUGUCCUUCUACCGGGGAGCAGUGCCCGAGGACGUGCCCGAGGAGGCCGAGGCGGCCCGGCACCGGAAGGGCACAGACAGCCCGUGGAUGGCCACUCUGCCCAUCAAGCUGCCGAGACUGCGGGGGUCCAAGGCGCCAGGGCAGGGGCAGGGGACUAGUCUCUCCCUGGCACCUUUGAACCUGGGUGAUGCUGAGACUGGCUUCCUGACCCAGAGCAACCUGCUGAAUGUGGCCGGACGCUUGGGCCCUGACUGGCCAGCUGUGGCCCUGCACCUCGGCAUGCCCUACCGUGAGCUGCAGCGCAUCAGGCAUGAGUUCCGGGACGACCUGGACGGCCAGAUCCGUCACAUGCUCUUCUCCUGGGCUGAGCGCCAGGCCGGGCAGCCGGGGGCCGUGGGGCGCCUCGUCCAGGCCUUGGAGCAGAGUGACCGGCUGGACGUAGCCGAAGAGGUGAGGGCGGUGUUGGAGCUCGGCCGCCAGAAGUAUGAGGACAGCAUCCAGCGCACAGGCCUGGCCCCACCGGACCCUUCAGCAUCACCGUCCCCAGAGUCUGCCCAGGCCUAGACCCCACUGACUUUGGGCUGGCCCCUGAUGCACCCUGGCCAGUGGGUGCCUUCCCUGUGCGUGGGCACAGUGACUCCCUGUUCCCCUCGCCCCUACCGCGUGUAACACAUAUGUACUGUU
Messenger RNA from Acinonyx jubatus (cheetah), 3015 nucleotides. RefSeq names its product p53-induced death domain protein 1 (gene PIDD1). The coding region runs from base 70 to 2895 and encodes 941 amino acids. Gene Ontology annotation, molecular function: protein binding. The transcript is spliced from 15 exons. NCBI's taxonomy places the organism in Eukaryota, Metazoa, Chordata, Mammalia, Carnivora, Felidae. The record is from RefSeq and is a predicted model, not a curated record. Gene Ontology annotation, biological process: DNA damage response; apoptotic process; signal transduction.